This is a messenger RNA of Frankliniella occidentalis (western flower thrips), 1803 nucleotides long. RefSeq lists its product as uncharacterized. The transcript is spliced from 2 exons. Bases 1204 to 1698 code for a protein of 164 amino acids. Lineage: Eukaryota; Metazoa; Arthropoda; Insecta; Thysanoptera; Thripidae. The record is from RefSeq and is a predicted model, not a curated record.
GGCGCCUACUCGACAGGCGCUUCCAUCCGUAGAGGGAAAGACGGAGCCCGACGUCACGGCGCCUACACGACAGGUCAUUCCCUCCGCGCAGGAUGAAACCGAGCCAGUAGCUACGGCGCCUACUCGACAGGCGCUUCCAUCCGUAGAGGGAAAGACGGAGCCCGGCGUCACGGCGCCUACACUAGGCCCACAGAGCAGUGCCGACCCUUUUAAACGCGCAACCUCCACUGCUGCCAUGGUGCCAACGAGAAGAGAGGGCGUGCCCUCGGAGGUCAGAGCAUCGCCGAUAGCAACGCCCAAUCGCGCCAGUGUGGUCGCCAGCCUGCCCGAGAGGUCCUGGACACCCAGUCAGGCGCGGUGGGUCACGGGUCCGGCGGCGCCGCGAUCAGGACAGGAAGCCAUCGUGCGUCCGACGGCCGGGUCAAAGGCGCUGCCCGCAAACAAGCUGGCCGCUGCGAGCCCAAGAGUGACGCCACCGCCCCGGAUACAGGGAGGCAAAGUAGACAGGGACGACGUCGUUCGGGACCCACUGGUGGAGAAGCUAGGCGUCGACAUCUACGACGCACCAGUCAGCAGCAAGCCACGCGUGACAUUGGGGCGCAACGCACAGCCGGGUCGGUCCACCGUCGCCGUCGUCAGGCGGCGCCCGGCGGUGCGAACGAGCAGGCUGUCAUCGGGGCGAGGCAAGGCGGCGGCCGGCAGGCGCACCCCCAACCGACGCGCAACAGCGCCCCGCAAGAAGCCCGAGAGCCGCGCCCAAACCCGCGCGACGGCCAAGCAGAAACAGCCCGCCGUUGUCGCCAAGCCAGCGCAGCGCAAGGCAGCCAAGCGCCCGCCAGCACCAGCGUGGGCUCGCGGGCGGGUACAGCCACCACGGCAAGCUCCGGGAGCGAAGAGACCACCCAACAAAACGUCGCGCCGCCCGCCCCGGCCGCCCCCAGGACGGCGGGCGUCUCCUGCGGGGAAGGCCAAGCAGCAGGGCAGGCGGACGAGCGCGCGCUGGCGAAAGCCGCAGAGGAGGGGCACCACUGCCCGGCGCGUCGCCGUGACCAGGCCAGUCACAAAGAAGACCGUGAGGCAGCCCGGCAGUGUGCUGUGGACACCGACACCAAGACCCCCAUGACCGCGUCGCAGGGCGUCAACAGGCCGCUUGGACCCGGCCGAGCCAUUGUUGCAUUUUCGGACGAGAAAUAGCCGCCCGGCAUGGCGAUCGAGUUCAGCUUCACGUUGGUGUACCGGCUGGUGGAGCUGGUACGUGCGCCGCCCACCAAAACGCAUGGCAAGAGAGCAAUUGUAACAUCGCGCCCCUCCCAGGUGCUCAUGGUGGGGUCUCUGGUCGUGACGGUGGCGGUCUCCUAUCUCAAACCAUUCCCGACCGACCUGACGAGGGCGUUCUGCCGCUACCUCAUGGCCCUGCUGUUCGGCUACAUCUUCGUCCUCACGGCGGACAUAGCUUGCCGCUUCCUCGGCGGGGGCGUCGCGGCAAUAGCGAUGUUCGCCUUUACCGUAGUGGGCUUUGCCCUAUUCACCGCUACGGCUGCCUCCCUGGGCUACAACUACUUCCAGACCACCCUCAUAGUGCCACUCUUCGCGAUCUUGGCCCUGGACGGACUGCUGUUGGGCAUCGACGCGGUGUUGACAUACGCGCGAGUCAAGAGAACGUCGCUCGUCACGGCCCCGAAACUUAGCCUCAGAUGAGGUGAGGAGAAGGUUAUUUAAAGCUAUGCUUUUAGUACAGACCAAAGACAAAAGAAUUAUCUGAAACAUUUAUAGUCAAAAUAAAAUUUUCACUUUGAAGACAAA